AUGCAUCCUGAUGACAGAAAAAAGAAACUAUUAAAUGAGCACACUAUCGUCGCCGCCGCCAACCCACAUCACAAAGAGGAUUCACGCAUGAUUUCGAGGGUUCUCAUUGAUACCGAAGGAAUUUAG
Acaulospora colombiana is the source of this 126-nucleotide messenger RNA. The record is from the annotation of a GenBank genome assembly. NCBI's taxonomy places the organism in Eukaryota, Fungi, Glomeromycota, Glomeromycetes, Diversisporales, Acaulosporaceae.